GUGUAAAAAAGAAACAGCAACACAUUUUAACUUGGUCAGUUUAACAGUUUAAACCCUCAGAGCUGCUCCUCUUAUUUCUGUGCUUUUUCCUCUGGAUGCAGGAGAUAAACAUCUCUUAAUGAGGCAGCAUUGAUGAUGUCACUCAGACUGACUCCUCCCCUUUCUCUGCUGUUUCUGCUCAUGGUUUCAGGAGUUGUUGUUUCUCAGGACUGGGGUGUUUAUUACACACAGAGCUCCAUCUGUGCUCUAAAGGGAUCUACAGUGAUCAUGGGCUGCAGAUACACAUAUCCAGCUGGUUACUCAGUUAACAAAGCUUUCUGGAGCAGAGAGUUAGUUACAGAUAAAGAGCCUCCUGAUCUGACUUCAGACCCAAAGUACAGAGGCAGGGUUCAGUACCUCGGAGACAAACGGCGUGACUGCAGUCUCAGACUGAGUGAUGUGAGAGAACAGGACCAAGGCAAAUACUACUUCAGAUUCAUAACAACAACCGAUAAAGGAAAGUAUCAAGGUCAAGAUGGAGUUGACCUUUCUGUCACAGAGCUUCAGGUGGAGAUGAUUCCUGAUAGUGUGGUUGAGGGAGAUGACGUCACUCUCAUGUGUAAAACCACCUGCAGCCUGACUGUCACUCCGACAUUCACCUGGUACAAAAAUGGAAUUCGUUCAUCCUCCGCCUCCUCCUCCAUUCCGCGCCGUCUGCCAUCAGUCAGUCAGAGGGAUGCAGGCAGCUACAGCUGUUCUGUACAGGGACAAAGUUAUCGCUCCCCUGCUGUCACUCUUGAUGUCCAGUAUCCUCCAAAGAGAGUCUCAGUGUCCAUCAGACCCUCUGGUGAGAUAGUGGAGGGCAGUUCAGUGACUCUGAGCUGCAGCAGUGAUGCUAAACCACCUGUGCAGACCUACACCUGGUUUAAAGGAACAUCCUCUGUAAGAACAGGACAAACCUACACCAUCUCCUCUAUCAGCUCUGAGGACAGUGGAGAAUACACGUGCCAGGCUGAAAAUAAACACAGAGUUCAGUCCUCUACUGCUGCGUCUCUGAAUGUCCUGUAUCCUCCAAAGAGAGUCUCAGUGUCCAUCAGUCCCUCUGGUGAGAUAGUGGAGGGCAGUUCAGUGACUCUGAGCUGCAGCAGUGAUGCUAACCCACCUGUGCAGACCUACACCUGGUAUAAGGUGGAUCAAAGCUCACCUGUAGGAUCUGGACACAAUUACAGCUUCACGUUGAGCUUCAGCAACGGUGGAACAUUUUACUGCGUGGCUCAGAAUAAAUACGGGAAUCAGACAGCAGCUGCAGUGCCGCUCACUUUAAAGGGGGGCACAAGUGUAGUUCUGUAUGUAGUUCUUGGUGUCAUGGUUGGAUGUGGAAGUUUAUUUGCCAUCAUUGGUGUUUUAUAUAUGAGGAGAAAGAAAAGGGGAGGUUCAGCUGAAGAUGCCAAGUCAAGUCAGGAAAAUAUCUACAGCAGUGAGAACUUGAGUGCUGCAACCAACAAUCCAGCACCUGAUCCAGAUCUGGUCAGUCAGGAUGAUGUUCAGUAUGCCAGUAUCCAGCACCAGAGUGAUCCCCGGAGGGCAGAAAGUUCUCCAUUGCAAACUGCUGGCUCUGGGGCUGCUGAGGAGGUUCAGUAUGCUACUGUCCAGCACCGGCAUGACAAAGUGGUGGAAAAGACCCAAAAGGAUGAUGAUCAGUAUGCUAAUGUCAGAUUUAAUCGCACUGGUGCUGCCUAAAGGUCUGCUGCUCCUGCAUUUGAAGAUUUGUCAGUGAUUUACAGCAGCUGAAGUAAACAAAAUUCCAAGAUUCUGUUCAGGAUGAACGUGAACUGAACAGUUACCCAAUUAUGGGCAAUUGAAACUACAGCUAAGGAAAGAAGACAAGCUAUUGGUUGGAUAUAAACCACAUCCAUUAUUUUCAUAAUUCCACAUUUUCUGUAUGACUAUUUUGUAGAUCAUUCCUCCUGAGAUGCAAAAGAAACCCAUUGGAUAAUUGUUUUAAGUACUCCAAACACUUCAAUCAGCAGAACCAAACCACAUUCCCUUUUCGGAUGCAACUUAGUAAACUUCAAGAUCCAUAACCUUGGGACAUCAAUCAGGUUUUUCAAAACAUUGUAAAAGUACUUGGGAAUAGACUUUCUUGUGUUACAUCAACUUACUGUAUCAUAUCCUUAACACAACUGCAACCAUAUACAACUGUAAUCACCACUUAAACAACAAGAUGACUUCUAUUAAAAGAGUAUAACUUACAGGAAAGAUUCUUAAUCCAAAAUUCUUUUGUAUCUCCAAUAUUGACUUAACUGGAUUAUAUUGUUAUUAAUAUUUUCCCACCUACAACUUUUUGGGUCAUUUUAAAUUGUGUAAGUAAAGAGAUUUUGUCCUCUCUGAAAUGCUAAGGUUUCAAAAAUGGUGUUUUUUUUAGUAUGUGGAGCAUUUGACUGCAUUUAUUUUUAAAGACUUGCACUUCAACUUGAUUCAGUCAAAACUCAGGAUUUUUUUGUUUUACAAGGCAGCAAGUUAGUUAGCUUUUACUGCAUAAAUAUUUGUAUAUUGAAUCCAGCCCAGUUUGUAAUAACCCUUUAAACUGAUUUAUUCACAAUUUACAAUUAUACACUGUGACCAAAAGUAUGUACACCCCUGACCAUCACGCACACAGGUGGUUCUUCCCCAAACUGUUAUCACAAUCUUUGAAGCACACAAUUGUACAGAAAGUCUUUGUAUGCUGUAGCAUUACAAUUUCCUAUCACUGAAAGAACUCAGGUGUCCUCCACAGAGCCAUGAACUCAACCCCACUGAACACCUUUGGGAUGAACUGGAACGCCAGCUGCACCCCAGGCCUCCUCACCCAACAUCAGUGCCUAACCUCACUAAUGCUCUUGUAGCACAAAUUCCCACAGCUACAGUUAAAUCUAGUGGAAAGCCUUCCCAGAAAAGUGAAGGUUAUUAUAACAGCAAAGGGGAGACCAAAUGUGUGUUAAUUUCAAUGGCUUUGGAAUGGGCAUAUGGUGUGGUGGUCAGCUGUGCGCAUACAUUUGGCCAUAUAGUGUGGGUUAUGGGUCUGGUACUUCUGUUUUUGAAAUACCUUGUAUUUUAUUUUUCUAAGUAUAUAUAACAAGGAAACAUUUUUGUGUACUUACUUAUACUUAAGUGAGUGUGUUUUCUUCUAGAAUACUUUGAUUUUAAAUUAGCUGAAGAAAGGAUUCUUUUU
This is a messenger RNA of Pangasianodon hypophthalmus (striped catfish), 3190 nucleotides long. Its product is annotated as B-cell receptor CD22-like. Bases 133 to 1719 code for a protein of 528 amino acids. The record is from RefSeq and is a predicted model, not a curated record. Lineage: Eukaryota; Metazoa; Chordata; Actinopteri; Siluriformes; Pangasiidae. The transcript has 10 exons.